This is a messenger RNA of Zonotrichia albicollis (white-throated sparrow), 1468 nucleotides long. NCBI's taxonomy places the organism in Eukaryota, Metazoa, Chordata, Aves, Passeriformes, Passerellidae. The record is from RefSeq and is a predicted model, not a curated record.
CUGGUGUAUCCCCACGACUUCAGGCUCACCGAGAAGGAGAAAACGAGCAUCUGCUACCUGUCCUUCCCAGACUCCUACUCAGGUGGCCUCGGGGACACCCAGUUCAGCUUCCGGCUGCGCCAGGCCGGGGGCUCCCGCAGCUCCCCGUUCCAGGAUGACGGCCGCUACAACCGGGAGGCCCCGGUGACGCUGCAGCGAGAGGCUGCUCACUAUUUCGGGUACGUGUACUUCCGGCAGGUCAAGGACAGCUCCAUGAGGAGGGGCUACUUCCAGAAGUCCCUGGUGCUCGUGUCCCGCCUUCCCUACGUGAACCUGUUCCAGUGCCUGCUGCAGCUGAUUGCUCCGGAGUACUUCGACAAGCUGGAGCCCUGCCUGGAGGCAGUGUGCAACGAGAUCGACCAGUGGCCACCCCCAGUGCCUGGCCAGACCCUGAACCUGCCCGUGAUGGGAGUUGUCAUCCAGGUGAGGAUCCCAUCCCGGGUGGACAAGCCAGGCUCCAGCCCAGUGAAGCAGUGCAACCAGGAGAAUCUGUUACCAGCCCCCCUGGUUCUCCCCAGUGUUCAUGAGCUGGAUCUGUUCAGGUGCUUCCAGCCAGUGCUGAUCCACAUCCAGAUGCUGUGGGAGCUGAUGCUGCUGGGGGAGCCCAUGGUGGUGAUGGCACCGUCCCCAACCAUGUCCUCAGAGAUGGUCCUGGCCCUCACCAGCUGCCUGGCCCCGCUGCGUUACUGCUGCGAUUUCCGGCCCUACUUCACCAUCCACGACAGCGAGUUCAAGGAAUACACCACGCGCACCCAGGCCCCGCCCAACAUCGUCGUGGGCGUCACCAACCCCUUCUUCAUCAAGACCCUGCAGCACUGGCCGCACAUCCUGCGCGUGGGCGAGCCCCGCAUGUCAGGAGACCUGCCCAAGCAGGUGAAGGUGAAGAAGCUGGCCAAGCUGAAGACCCUGGACACCAAACCAGGAAUCUACACUUCCUAUAAAACAUUCCUUCACAAAGACAAAACCCUGAUCAAAAGGCUGCUGAAGGGCAUCCAGCGGAAGCGCCCCUCGGAGGUGCAGAGCGCUCUGCUGAGGAGGCACCUGCUGGAGCUCACCCAGAGCUUCAUCAUCCCUCUGGAGCAUUACAUGGCCAGCCUGAUGCCUCUGCAGAGGGCCAUCACUCCGUGGAAGAAUCCCCCCCAGAUCCGCCCGUUCUGCCAGGAGGAUUUCAUGAAGAGCCUGGAGCACGCUGGGCCCCAGCUCACCUGUGUGCUCAAGGGGGACUGGCUGGGGCUCUACAGCCCGCAGGGAUCAGAGCUCCCCGGAGUGCCUGGGCAUGGCUGCUGGGAGGAGCUGGCCCCACAUCCUAUUUAUUCUGCUUGGAAACCCAGCCUGAGCUCCAGGGACACAGCGGGGCUGGGGCUCUGCCCGAGGCACCGGGAGAGCUCUGCCAGCCCCCUCCCAAUAAAACCUGGAGAAGCUGAUUGCA